UCUGCAUGAGUGUGUUUGUCUUUAUGCUUGUGUUUGUAUGUGUGUAUGACUGUGUUUGUCUGUUAUGACUGUGUGGGUUUGUGUGUGUGUAUAUGAGUUUGUGUAUAUGAGUUUGUGUGUGCGUGACUUGUAUAUAUGAGUGUGCAUUUGUGUGUGUGUGUGUGUGAAAGCUGCACGUGCAUCUGCUCCUGUGCCGUCUAAUGAGAUUCCCCUUGUUAAACUCUUUACUGUAGUAAUCUCUCUCUCACACACACACAGUAGAUCUGCGCGGAACGACAGCAGGAGCAAACAGCAGAGUCCUGAAGGACAGGAAUAUUCAGAGAAGAAGAAAAAAAAAGGAGAGAUCAUCCUGAAAGCAGCAAACGAGUGUUUUAUUGGCCUGCGGAGCAACGCAUCACUGAUGCAGACCCUGAGUGCAUCUCUGUGUGCAGAUGCGAGUGUGUGAGACCUGUUAAACCUCCUCAUCCAUAAAUCAUGAUCUGUCCGGACUCUCUCUCACACACACACUCACUCACGCUCACACACACACACUGCUGAUCCAGAUCUGAGUGUAAGGCCGUUCUCUGAGUCCUCAUGGAGUCUGUGGUGAAGAAAUCUCUGCUGGCGCCCAUGAAGACGCUCCAGUGCUGCGUGAGCCGCGACAAGCAGCAGACCAGCAGGUCACAAGGUCAGAGGUCAAAGGUUACCCGCGUGCAGGACCCACGUGUGCUGCGCUCCUAUGAGGCUGAGCUGCAGAGAGAGAGGAAGUUACGGGAAGCGAUGAACGCUAAGAAGAACGCAGAGAGAGCUGCGAUGAGGGCUCAUUUCAGGAGGAAAUACCAGCUGAGCCAGAAUGCCAAGGACACUGCGCAGCUGCGUAACGUCGGUGGGAAGGUGUUUCUGUCUGGAGAUCUGGCCAGGAUGGUUCGCCCUGACGCACCUAAGAAAGAUGACGGUUUCAAUUUGAUCAGAGCCUUUCAGGACCUCAAAUUCAGUGGACCGAUGUUCACCGGCAGCAAACACGCCAGAGCGGACAAAACAACCAAUGCAGAGCCGUGCAGAGUCAUUGUGUGUGUGUGUGUGUGCCAGCAGGAGGACAAAGCUCAGAAUACUCUGCUGUUCUCCUCCAGUUCUCAGUGUAGUGUGUGUGAGAUCAGCAUCGGCAGCAUGUUCUCCUCCUGCGCUGGGUCUGUGUGUGUGCGUCCGCAUCUGUGUGUGCGUGCAUCUGUAUGUGUGCGUCCGCUUCACCGGAGCUCCAGAUCUGCCGGAGCCGCUCGACUCUUCCAGGAGAUCCCGGACACCGGCAGCAGCGGCUGGAUGAACCUGCUGCGCUUCUGGAGGGACGGACGCUUCAGCCGGAUGCACAAACACAUGGAGGAGUCCUUCAGACGCCUCGGGCCCAUAUACAGAGAGCACCUGGGCUCUCAGAGCAGUGUGAACAUCAUGCUGCCCAUGGACACCGGUGAGCUGUUCCGCUCGGAGGGUCUUCACCCGCGCCGCAUGACCCUGCAGCCCUGGGCCACACACCGAGAGACACGCAGACACAGCAAAGGAGUCUUCCUCAAG
Danio aesculapii is the source of this 1545-nucleotide messenger RNA. RefSeq lists its product as uncharacterized. Gene Ontology annotation, cellular component: mitochondrion; mitochondrial inner membrane. Gene Ontology annotation, biological process: cholesterol metabolic process; neurotransmitter transport; cortisol metabolic process. Gene Ontology annotation, molecular function: syntaxin binding; oxidoreductase activity, acting on paired donors, with incorporation or reduction of molecular oxygen; iron ion binding. Lineage: Eukaryota; Metazoa; Chordata; Actinopteri; Cypriniformes; Danionidae. The record is from RefSeq and is a predicted model, not a curated record.